AUGCAAGCAGUGAUUCAUAGGGUCCAUGAUGCCAAUCAAGAGUGGGUGACUGAGGAAGCGCGUAUCGGGGCUGAAGCAAUCAAGUAUUUCUCGUCUCUUUUUUCGAUGGAGGAGGCUCCAGCAAAUUCAGAGGUACUUGGGGUCAUCCCAAAAUUAUUGUCGGAGGAUGACAAUGAGCAAUUGCAGAAUAUUCCAUCCUUUGAGGAAGUGCGGCAAGUGGUCUUUGCGAUGGACGGGGAUAGUGCCGCCGGUCCGAAUGGGUUCACUAGCAAAUUCUUUACCUCCUCCUGGGAUAUAAUUGGCAGAGAUGUGUAUAGAGCGGUGCAAAGUUUUUUCUGUGGAGAGGAGCUUCCGCGACGGGUUACUGCUACCUCCAUAGUUCUAUUGGCCAAGGUAGCACGUCCAAAGUGUUUUUUUGAGUUUCGCCCGAUCAGUUUGUGUAACUUUGUGAACAAGAUUUUUUCUAAGAUUCUCGCGGCUCGGCUUGCGCCUAUCCUUCCCAAGAUAAUUUCUGCAAAUCAAAGUGGUUUCGUUUGGGGGCGGUUAAUUUCGGAUAAUUAUUUGCUAGCUCAAGAACUGAUUUCUAAUAUGGUUAGCAAAGUAAGGGGAGGGAAUGUGGCAUUGAAGUUGGACAUGAUGAAAGCUUAUGACCGGGUAGUAUGGCCUUUUUUGAUCAAUGUGCUUAGGGCUUUUGGGUUUGGAAAGCAGCGGAUUGAUAUGGUUUGGCGGCUCAUUUCGAAUGUCUGGUUUUCAGUGGUUGACAAUGGGGCUUUGUUUGGCUUCUUUAAGUCAGCAAGGGGGCUACGCCAAGGGGAUCUGCUCUCCCCUGCUUUGUUUAUCAUUGGAGUCGAGGUGUUGUCGAGGUCACUAAAUAGUUUGCCGUACUUCCGAGGGUUUCAGGGGUUUUUCGUUCCAAGGGGUUGCCCUCUAGUGACUCACUUAGGAUAUGCGGAUGAUGUGCUUGUUUUCUCCAGUGCGACUGUGAGAUCCUUAAAGUUAGUGAAGUGGGUUUUGACAACCUAUGAGGCAGUUUCUGGGCAACGGAUCAAUGCGGGGAAAAGUUGUUUCUUGGUGCACCUAAAGGUAUGCCUAUCCACGAAGAUGGCCAUUCAGAGGUUAACUGGUUUCAUGUAUAAGCCUUUCCCGAUUAAAUAUCUAGGGUUCCCCCUUUAUUGCGGUCACCGGAAAAAAGAGUACUUUGGGGGUUUGUGUCAAGCAGUCCUUCUUCGUAUUCAGUCCUGGCAGAACAGGGUGUUGUCUCAGGGAGGGAAGAUAGUGUUGUUGAAACAUGUCCUUUCAUCUAUGCCGAUUCAUCUGUUAAUGGUGGCUUCUCUUCCCAAAGCUAUUUUCUUGGAGCUUGAGGGCAUGUUUGCUAAUUUCCUUUGGGGAGCUUCAGAGGGGGGUUCCAAGUAUCAUUGGAUUCGCUGGCAGGACCUGUGUGCUAAGUUUUGUCGGGCGGUGCACCCGAAUCUGGUGUUUGAUGGCAAAGGUUCAGAGGUGUGGAGACGGAUGGUGAAGGUGCGGAAUAUUGCUGAGAGACAUAUCGGAUGGAUUGUUCGUUCCGGGAGCUCUAAUUUUUGGUUCGACAAUUGGUUUGGUUCAGGAGGUUUGUCAGACCGGUUGGAUAGUGUAUCCGACCAUAAGAUUGUGGAUUUUGUGCAACAUGCUACCUGGGAUGUCCAAAGUAUUGCACAAUGGGUGCUUUCGGAGAUAGUCGCUGAGAUUGUUCGAGUUGACCCACCUGCCGGGCAGCUACCUGACCUCAUGAUUUGGAGACCAGAGCAUUCGGGAUAUUUCAAAAUAAAGUCAGCGUUCAACUUGGUCCGACAUCAGUCUUCCUCCUCGCUACUAUUCAAACGUAUUUGGCAUCGAGGUGUGCCAUUGAGAAUUUCAUUCUUCCUGUUGCGCCUGCUGCGGGAUCGUCUCUCCUUAGACUGUACCUUAUGGAAGUUGGGGAUUCAUGGACCGUCGCGAUGUGUGUGUUGCUCUUCACCUGAGGUCGAAACUGCGGAGCAUGUGUUUGCUGCUGGGGAUAUGGCGCAACAAGUGUGGCACUGCUUUGGGGAUACGGUUAGAGUUGCCUGGACUGGGCUAGCCUUUCGCGUAUGUAUUGCGGCCUGGUGGCAGGGAAAGCGAGGAAAUAAGUUUCUGGAGUUUAUUCAUCAUGUUACCCCCUUGUUGAUUUGUUGGCACAUAUGGAAGGUUAGGAAUGGCAUGAAAUAUGAUGGUAAGAAGAUCGAGGGGGUCCAGCUAUGUCAUGGUGUUGUUGUCGAUCUUCUAGAGUUGUUUAGGGUACAGUUCCCAGAGUGCAGGGUGUCAUCGCUAUCUUGGGUAGAAUUUUAUCUGGAGGUUUCCAAUUGGAAUGCAGCUAGGUCUUACAUGCUGGUUAAAUGGGUACGGCCCUCACACGGGGGCCUAAAACUCAACACAGACGGGUGCUCCAAGGGUAACUCUGGGGAGAGUGGGGGUGGGGGUGUGCUUCGGGAGGCUAGUGGUAGGCUGGUCCUGGCGUUUUCGUGUAAUUUUGGUAUAGCUUCGAGUAUGCAGGCUGAGGCCUGGGCUCUGCUAUUUGGGGUCAGGUUAUGCCUUCAGCAGGGUUUUGAUUCAUUUGAUGUUGAACUGGAUUCCUUGGCUAACCAGGUGGCAGAUAUAUUGGCCAAUGAAGGUUGUCGGCAUGACCGGGAGGAGAUCUACUUGGCAGCUUCAGCCUUACCCCAAAUCGCGAGAGGAGCAUUUCACUUAGAUAGGUUAGGAGUUGCGUCUCUUCGUCGGUUGAGAUGA
This is a messenger RNA of Coffea arabica (coffee), 2781 nucleotides long. Lineage: Eukaryota; Viridiplantae; Streptophyta; Magnoliopsida; Gentianales; Rubiaceae. The record is from RefSeq and is a predicted model, not a curated record.